AUGAGUCAAUACGUCAACGUGCCCAAGUCCGAUCUGGACGAGGCGCAGAUUCGCGAGCUCGAGCAGUACGAGAUCUCUCAGGGGCCGCUGUCUGUGCUCCAGCAGUCGGUGCGCAACCAUACCCAGGUCCUGAUCUCGCUGCGGAACAACAAAAAGCUCCUUGCGCGCGUCAAGGCGUUCGACCGUCACUCGAAUAUGGUGCUGGAGAACGUGAAGGAGAUGUGGACGGAGGUGAAGCCGGUGAACAAGGACCGCUUUAUCUCGAAAAUGUUUUUGCGUGGCGACUCGGUGGUGCUGGUCUUGCGCAACAUUGCGUAA
Messenger RNA from Malassezia japonica, 318 nucleotides. RefSeq names its product mRNA splicing protein (gene SMD2). Gene Ontology annotation, biological process: RNA splicing; spliceosomal snRNP assembly. The transcript is spliced from 5 exons. Gene Ontology annotation, cellular component: U1 snRNP; U5 snRNP; catalytic step 2 spliceosome. The coding region runs from base 1 to 318 and encodes 105 amino acids. The record is from RefSeq and is a predicted model, not a curated record. NCBI's taxonomy places the organism in Eukaryota, Fungi, Basidiomycota, Malasseziomycetes, Malasseziales, Malasseziaceae. Gene Ontology annotation, molecular function: RNA binding.